AUUUCUUCUCCUCUUGCUCUCCUGCUUUUGCAACUCAUCGCUACAACCUUCCGUAGCAGGAGAAAGCACGCACCUCUCUCUCUCUAUCUCCCUUCUCUUUCACACACAGAAGAACUACAUUCAACCUCUGCUGCUGCGUCUAUAAUAUAAUGCCAUCCAUAGCUCUAGCCAAUAACUCCUCAGAUUCUAAAGACAAGAAAGAGAAGAAGAUGAAGAAGAAAAUAGCUUUGGAAACCUCAGAGCCCCAGGAUGAGAUCUUUUCUGACAAAAAGCAGAAGAAGAAAGAUAAGAAGAAGCGAAAAGCUAUGGAAAUUGACUCUGAAGAUGAAGAGAGGAGCGAGACGAGUUCGGAGCUUGUCGAGCCCGUUAAUUUGAAGUCAGAGAAAACAAAGAAGAAUAAGAAGGCAAAGUUGGCUGAGGAGGAUGAUGAGGGAGAGGGAGAGGUAGCGAAGGCCGAGGAUCCCAACGCUAUAUCGAGGUUUCGCAUAUCCGGCCCCCUUAGAGAGAAGCUCAAGUCUAAAGGGAUCGAGUCGUUGUUCCCAAUUCAGGCCAGAACCUUCGAUGAUGUUCUCGACGGGUCUGACUUGGUUGGGCGCGCACGGACUGGUCAGGGUAAAACUCUGGCUUUUGUGUUGCCUAUUUUGGAGUCUCUUACAAAUGGGCCUGCAAAGGCAUCAAGAAAGACCGGGUAUGGCAGGCCUCCAAGCGUUCUGGUUCUUCUACCCACCAGGGAGUUGGCCAGUCAGGUGUAUGAUGACUUCAAAGUUUAUGGUGAGGCAUUGGGCUUGGUAUCUUGCUGUUUGUAUGGAGGAGCUUCAUACCAUCCUCAGGAGAUGAGCUUAAAGAGAGGGGUGGAUAUAGUUGUUGGAACACCAGGCCGCAUAAAGGAUCACAUAGAGAGGGGCAAUAUUGACUUAAGCUUGCUUAAGUUCCGAGUCCUUGAUGAGGCGGAUGAAAUGUUGAGGAUGGGUUUUGUUGAGGAUGUUGAACUUAUUCUUGGAAAAGUUGAGGAUGUAAGCAAAGUUCAGACUCUUCUCUUCAGUGCCACCUUGCCAGAUUGGGUGAAACAUAUCUCUUCUAGAUUUCUGAAAUCAACUAAGAAAACCAUAGAUCUUGUUGGUAAUGAGAAAAUGAAAGCUAGUACCAGUGUUAGGCAUAUUGUGCUUCCCUGUUUUACUUCAGCAAUACCUCAGCUUAUUCCUGAUAUAAUUCGUUGUUAUAGCAGUGGAGGCCGUACAAUUAUUUUCACCGAGAAAAGGGAAUCUGCAAAUGAACUUGCUGGUUUGUUGCAUGGAGCUCGGGCUUUACAUGGGGAGAUACAACAAUCUCAACGUGAGGUCACCCUUUCUGGGUUCAGGUCGGGGAAAUUCAUGACAUUGGUAGCCACGAAUGUGGCAGCCCGUGGACUGGAUAUAAAUGAUGUGCAAUUAAUUAUCCAGUGUGAGCCUCCUCGUGAUGUGGAAGCUUAUAUACAUCGUUCUGGACGCACUGGAAGGGCAGGCAAUACUGGAGUUGCUGUAAUGCUCUACGAUCCAAGGAGGUCCAAUAUAUCAAAGAUUCAAAGAGAAUCUGGUGUGAAAUUUGAGCAUAUUACUGCCCCUAAGCCUGCUGAUAUUGCCAAAGCUGUUGGGGUGGAAGCAGCUGAAAAAAUAACCGAGGUUUCUGACAGUGUGGUUCCUGCAUUCAAGUCUGCAGCAGAGGAUCUGUUGAAUAACUCUGGUCUGUCAGCAGUAGAAUUACUUGCAAAAGCCCUUGCCACAGCUGCUGGUUACACCGAGGUAAAGAGCAGAUCACUUCUGACAUCUAUGGAGAACCAUGUUACGUUGCUCCUUGAAGCUGGGAAACCCAUCUACACACCAUCAUUUGCUUUUGGCAUGUUGAGGAGAUUCUUGCCAGAGGAUAAGAUCGACUCAUCAGUGAAGGGUAUGACUCUCACAGCCGAUGGGAAUGGUGCUGUGUUUGAUGUGCCUGCAGCAGAUCUAGACGCAUUUCUUGCUGGUCAGGAAAAUGCAGCUAAUGUCAGCUUAGAAGUUCUACAAGCAUUGCCUCCCUUGCAAGAAAGGGACCAAUCAAGGGGAAGAUUUGGCGGUGGUGGUGGUGGUCGAGGUCGGGGUGGCUUCAGUGACAGGAGUGGUGGUAGUAGGUUCUCGGGGGGCAAAGGUGGCAGGGGUGGGGGAUUUUCUGAUAGAAGAAAUGAUAGGUUCUCUAAUGGCUUUGGCGGUCGCAGGAAUGGCAAAAAAUGGUGAAGGACCUUAAAUAUAUCAAUUGUAGUCUGGAUUGGGCAACACAGGAAUACAGUUUUUAUCACUUUUGCUUGUUCUAAUGAACCUUGUAUUUCCUUCAAAAUGUCGAUGUAUCUUUGAUUUUUCCGGGGAAUUUUGCAGUCUCCCCAUUUUGUAUUGAAUUAUGCUGGACAUUUAAGACAACGAUUAAUUAUUAUUUGAUGAUUAUUUGAAGGUAA
This is a messenger RNA of Manihot esculenta (cassava), 2461 nucleotides long. RefSeq names its product DEAD-box ATP-dependent RNA helicase 7. Lineage: Eukaryota; Viridiplantae; Streptophyta; Magnoliopsida; Malpighiales; Euphorbiaceae. Gene Ontology annotation, molecular function: RNA binding; helicase activity; ATP binding. Bases 150 to 2246 code for a protein of 698 amino acids. The transcript is spliced from 14 exons. The record is from RefSeq and is a predicted model, not a curated record.